GGCUGUCAUAAAUCAACGUUAAGUCGAAGAGAUUCUCUUGACUUUGUAUUGCUAUUCUACUCGUCGAACGAUUUCUCUCGUAUCCUAUCAGCAACCGUUCCGCUCCCUCAAACGAACCCUUGCCUCCUGCGGAGCACAGUAAUCACCAUCCAUCCAUCCACCAUGUCAUUCCUGGACAAGUUCAAGGCCGCAGCGACCAAAGCCGGUACACAGGCGAGCACAUUCAUUUCCGAGGCUACCGCCAAAGGGCUGCAAGAGGGGCAGGGGUUCGCACAGGGCUUCUCCCUGCCCGGAGAGGCGCAGAAAGCUGCCGGUAUCUUGGCUAGUUUCCUUGCCAGCCCCGACCACCCCGAUUCCGCACUGAACAUCAUUCCCCACCCCGUCCUCGCCCGUGCCCGCGGUCUCGCCAUCUUCCAAGUGCUGAAAGCCGGAUUCGUCUUCUCCGGCAAGGCAGGCUCCGGUAUCGUCAUCGCACGCCUUCCCGAUGGCUCCUGGUCCGCCCCAUCUACUAUCAUGACAGCCGGUGUUGGCUGGGGAGCGCAGAUCGGUGCCGACCUUACGGAUUUCGUCAUCGUCCUCAACAGCGAUGAUGCCGUGCGCGCAUUCUCCAUGGGCGGGAACGUCACCAUCGGGGGGAACAUCAGUGCCACCGCAGGCCCGAUCGGUACGGGCGGCGCGGUACAAACUGCGCUCGCUCACCCGGCACCCAUGUUCAGCUACUCGAAGAGCCGGGGCUUGUUCGCGGGCAUCUCGCUCGAAGGUGUCGUCUUGAUCGAGAGGAAGGAGGCGAAUAAGGCGUUCUAUGGCUCAGCCAUACCAGCUAAGGAUAUCCUCAGCGGCAAGGUCCCGCCUCCGGAAGUCGCGAGCAGGCUGUACGAGAUCAUCGAGGCUGCUGAGGGGCUGGGUGAGGAGGCGCUUGCUGGAGAGCAACAGUCUGAGGCCGUGUUCGACGCUUCUGAGAACUAGAGAGGAGCAGUAUUCGAGCUGCGAGACAACCUCGGAGUGUAUUUGUUCUAUGAUUCAUUGUUCUGCUUUGAUUGCUUAUGAUGCUACCUUUUACGAAAGAACGACCGGUUUGGUUCCUCCCCACUUCCAACUUUCUUCUGACUAGUAUCUACCCAGCUGGAGCUGGGAUAAACAUUGUUCCAC
This is a messenger RNA of Dacryopinax primogenitus, 1149 nucleotides long. Its product is annotated as DUF500-domain-containing protein. Gene Ontology annotation, cellular component: actin cortical patch. Gene Ontology annotation, biological process: actin filament bundle assembly; actin cortical patch localization. Lineage: Eukaryota; Fungi; Basidiomycota; Dacrymycetes; Dacrymycetales; Dacrymycetaceae. The transcript has 2 exons. The record is from RefSeq and is a predicted model, not a curated record. Gene Ontology annotation, molecular function: phosphatidylinositol binding; actin filament binding. The coding region runs from base 163 to 966 and encodes 267 amino acids.